Sorex fumeus (smoky shrew) is the source of this 1014-nucleotide messenger RNA. RefSeq names its product polypeptide N-acetylgalactosaminyltransferase 12-like. The record is from RefSeq and is a predicted model, not a curated record. The coding region runs from base 1 to 1014 and encodes 337 amino acids. Gene Ontology annotation, cellular component: Golgi apparatus. The transcript is spliced from 10 exons. Lineage: Eukaryota; Metazoa; Chordata; Mammalia; Eulipotyphla; Soricidae.
AUGGCCACGCUGACCACUCUGCUGCAGCAGCUGGACCAGGAGCAGCUUCUCCUGCAGAACCGCCUGGUGCAGCUGCUCAGCCUUGGAACCCAGGUGACGGUGGGAUUGCAGGACAAACAGGUGGCCUCUGACCAGUAUCAGUCUCUGAGAAUGAGCGACUUGACCAGCAGGUGCUACUGCAAAGUCAGCUCCUGGAUCGACUGCAGCGAGAAUGAAUCAGGACAUGGGAUUGGGCGACAGGCACUCCCAGGGUUGUCACAGGUGCAGGCGCAGUGCACCUGCAGCGACAGCUCCUUCCUGCAGCACUGGGCCACCGCCCAACAGCACCUGGGCUCUGGGAAGGAGCAGCUGCCUCACAAGAAAGAUGAAGAAAAGGAAGAUUUAGAGACAACAAGGCAUGGGCUGAUGGGGACGCGGUCAGCCCUGCAAGAGAACUGGAAGCGGCAGUUCUCCACCCCUGAAAUGGCAGAGACCCUGAAAAGGGAGUCCUUUGGCGACGUGACCGAGAGGCGGCAGCUACGUGAGAAGCUCAAGUGUAAGGACUUCAGGUGGUUCCUGGAGAACGUGUAUCCUGAGCUGCACGUGCCCGAGGACCGGCCCGGCUGCUUCGGGAUGCUCCAGAAUAAAGGACUGCAAGGACUCUGCUUUGACUAUAAUCCUCCUGAUGAAAACCAGAUUGUGGGGCACCAGGUCAUUCUGUACACCUGUCACGGCCUGGGCCGGAACCAGUUCUUCGAGUAUACAUCCCGGAAGGAGAUCCACUACAACACCCACCAGCCCGAGGGGUGCUUGGCGGUGGAGGCGGGCGGGGAGAGCCUGGUCAUGGACCUCUGCCAGGACCUGGUCCCCGAGAACCACUACUUCCUCCUGCGCUCCGAUGGUUCUUUGUUUCACGAACAGUCGAAGGAAUGUGUUCAGGCCGAGAAGGAAUCCAACGACAAGUUUGUGCCACUCUUAUGGGACUGCACCCUCUCAAGCCGUCAGCAGUGGUUCUUCCAGGAACAGAUGCUAUGA